AUGCUAGCCGUUGCUGGACUCCGUAAUUACUCCGUCCUGGGCGCAUCCGUUCCUGGCGCUGGAAUUCUGCUCAGGGCCCCGUCCGGAUUGCAGCGGCGAGCGGGUACGUUCUGGUGGCGAGUCAGGCGUCUGUUGGUGGCCGUGGUGCUGACGCCUGUCUAUAAGCCGUUGUCGUCCGCUUUGUUGGUCCAUGUCUGGUCUGCAAGGCAGAGUCUUGUCAUGACGUCCCAAAAGGAACAUGGGACAUAUCUGGGAUUGAACGGCGUCCCAUUCGCCGGCUCCUUUCAUGGCAUUCAAUGGGUAUCAGAACGCUUGGCUCAUCAAAGGUGA
Messenger RNA from Purpureocillium lilacinum, 330 nucleotides. NCBI's taxonomy places the organism in Eukaryota, Fungi, Ascomycota, Sordariomycetes, Hypocreales, Ophiocordycipitaceae. The record is from RefSeq and is a predicted model, not a curated record.